AUGAAUAGAAAGCUGAGGUUGGGUAUUAUACUCUUCAUCUUGGCGUUAUUCUUGUUGGCAUGCUUUGCUGUUUGUUUGGUAAUAAUUAUUGUGCCUUCAGUGAUAUUUGGCAGACAAAAUAUCAAUAUCUAUCCAGAUCCAGUGUAUACAGCUUCGGAUGAUUAUUUACAUUUUCUAGUAGUUGGGGAUCAGGGAAGAGCCAAUGCUGACCAAGUGAGUGUGGCAAAGAGUAUGGGAGACUACUGUGACCGAGUGAAGAAGUGUUCAUUUGUUAUUGGAGUGGGGGAUAAUAUUUAUGAUUAUGGAGUUGGAAGUGCCACUGAUGAACAGUUUGCAACUAAAUUUGAAAAUAUCUAUUCUCAAUAUAAUGGAACAAAGAAUUUACCUUGGAAAUUAAUGCUGGGAAAUCAUGAUUAUAGAAAUAAUCCAAAUGCUCAAAUUCAAUACAAGAGCUCACUAUGGGAUUUGCCAGCAUAUUAUUACAUAUUUAACAAGACAUCAACUUUGGGAGGAUUUAAUGUAUCAUUCGUUGUGACUGAUACAAAUACAUUUCAACCAGAUUCACUCAUGAAUCAACAAUAUGUAAAGGAACAAUCAGCAUUUAAGCAAGAUCAAUUGAAUAUGAUUGAGAGCGUGUUGAAGGAAAAUUAUGGAAAGACAAAUACUUGGAGUAUAGUUUUAGGACAUCAUCCUGUUUAUUCAGCCGGAAUACACGGAGAUACUACCACUCUCAUUGAGAAUUAUUUGCCUCUCUUUAAAAAGUACAAGCUUCCACUCUAUCUUUCAGGACAUGACCACUUUUUGAAUUGGCUUAAGGAUCCAAAUGAAGUUACAAACUAUGUCAUCUCUGGAGGAGGAGCUGGGAAUACUAGACCAACAGUUUACAACAAGUAUUCGAGUAAUGUUUACAAUGACUCUGGAUUCUUUGCUGUGGAAAUUCAAAAAUCAUUCAUUUACAUGAUUGCAAUGGAUAAGAAUGGCAAGGAAUUGUACAAGAUUAAAAUUGACAAGCCAUAA
Messenger RNA from Naegleria gruberi, 1017 nucleotides. RefSeq lists its product as uncharacterized. Bases 1 to 1017 code for a protein of 338 amino acids. The transcript has a single exon. Gene Ontology annotation, molecular function: acid phosphatase activity; ferric iron binding; ferrous iron binding. Lineage: Eukaryota; Heterolobosea; Eutetramitea; Acrasida; Naegleriidae. The record is from RefSeq and is a predicted model, not a curated record.